UCAAUUCAUCUAUAACUAUAAACUCACAUGGCUCCAGAGGAGCACAAAUGUCUUCCCACUUGAUAGGCUCCGUUCUCCAAAUCCAUCAAUACAUCCAAUUGGUUAAUACUAUUAGUUUAAUUGAUAUGAAGGAGACUAAUUUAGCAUACUUAAUCGUAUAUGCCAACCCCCUAUUGUCUUAGUGGCCAAUGAAUGUCAACACCGGAUUAUAUCAAAGUUGAUAUUUAAAUUUUAAAAGGAUACUAAUAAAGCAACCAGACAAUAUAUAAAUAGUUGCUCGUGCCACUGUGCGUGUAGACAUAAUGUUGUCAUUCUGGAGUUGUUGAUGAUUUUGUGAUUAUAUAUGAUUUCCGAGAGACGUCAAGUGCUUUUCUAUGAAAUAUUUAAGCCAUGGUAUAUUUGUACUUUUCAUGUUUUCUUUACAGAAAGUAUUGUGUGUUGUCAAAUAAUUAUAUCUUUUGAAUUUAGUGUGCGCAUUACAUAAGUAAAAUUUCAAAAGAUGUUAAUUAUAUUACCUAACAUUUUCAUCCACGAAUCUAUCAGUUUGCAUUUCAUCUGCCAAUAGUUUGAGAUAUAAGUCAUCUGAUCAACGCCCAUUAAGAUAGUAAAAUAAUACUAAACAUAGGAUAAGUUAUUAAAAGUAGAUGAUAAGAAACGCAAGGUAUCAAAUGUAGUUGAACGGGUAUCGUGAUGGAAACAAAUAUUAAGUAAGGUGAAGGCGCAUAACAAGUAAAAUAUAUUUUACAUGUAUAUACAAAUGUAUUAAGUCAUUAAAAAUGCGAAAGAAAAGACAAACGAAUGUUAAACGAAAUGAUGAUUAUGGCAUAUUAAGUGGGAAUCCUACGUAGCCCACUUCUGUUGUAUAAACUGUAUCGUUGAUUGUGACUUCAGCAACUAAGUCCCAUAUCUCUCAUACAUUUUCUGUUCUCUAAAUGGUUUUGCUUUCAUACGCAUAUCGAAUACUUCUUAUUCAUACUCCACUUCUCUUAGCCAGGAUUCUGAUCAGAAUUUACAAUUUGUUAAUUGCUUUGAGUGCUAAAUAGAUUAGCAGCUAACCAAUAAUCAAGUGACUAAUCGAUCACUUACUGGUUUACUAAUGGUAUAGGAUCGACAAAGUCAGAGCGAGAAUUGUUUUUAUUUGAUACCGUUAAAGAAAAGAUGCGUAGAACCAGAUCAAUGCAUAUGUUUACAACUUAUUUGAUAAAGUUGUAUCUUGUAUGAAAUUGAGAAUAUUGAUGUGGUAUGUGUGUUAUAUACAGCUUAGAAAGUUGCAAAACUAAGUAGCAUAUGUUUACAAGUACGAUAAUUUCCACAUCUUAAUUACCUACGUUGAACAAAUAUUCAUAUACAUAAAGUAAAAUGUGCAUUACUUUAUAGAUAAAGCAAAGUUUGGAUAUAUGUGGACAAAAAUGAAUGAAAGAAUGUUAAUGGAAUUUGUGUAUAAAUUGGAGCCAAAUAUUGGCACACACUUAUUAUAUUGGAGCCAAGUACUACUACUGGCACACGCCUAUUUAUUAUCCAGUUUAAACUCUCCGGAACACUCACUUGUAGCACCACUCAUCUCAGGUUCACGUGAUUAUAUAAGCUUUGACUACAUACAGAUGAAUCACGGAAGUAGUAAUGUUGGUAAUGAAAUAGACGAGAAUGCUUUGGGAAAGAUGGCCUUUUAUAUCUUACGGUCUGUUGACACGACAAGUACAAAGACAGUAGUCUCCAAGAGGAGAAGUCGAUCGAUGACAGAAACUGGUGAUCUUAAUUCCGUUCCAGCCAUCGGGAUCAGGCCGUUCCCAUUUCUUUUUAUCUUCAAAGAUUUAACCCAUGUAUUCAGUAUGGAUCCAAUUGGGCGAGAGAUACUAAGCAUGGCCUUUCCAGCGGCUUUAGCUUUAGCUUCUGAUCCAGUAGCCUCUCUGAUUGACACUGCUUUUAUAGGACGUUUAGGAGCGGUUGAGCUAGCAGCGGUUGGAGUAUCCAUUGCGAUAUUCCAACAAGCUUCUAGAAUCACGAUAUUCCCAAUUGUGAGCGUCACAACUUCCUUUGUCGCUGAGGAAGACACAUUGGAAAAAAUAAAAGAAGAAGAAGAAGAAGCAAACAAAGCCAAGAAUGUUCAUGCAAAUACUUUGGCUAUUCAAGAUUCCUUGGAAAAAGGCGUUACGUCAACCACAAGUAACAACAAAAACCAGCCGCAGCAAACGCCAGUUGACGUGAAACUAACUUCGGAUACAAAGUCAAACAACGGAAACAAAGCAAAUAAGAAAGGAAAGAAGACUAUCAAAUCAGCAUCAACGGCCAUGAUCAUAGGUUUGACCCUAGGCCUUGUGCAAGCUAUUGUCUUGAUUUUCAGCUCGAAGGUGCUUAUAGGCAUCAUGGGAGUUAAACCGAAUUCGGCAGUUUUAUCACCAGCGCAAAAGUACUUGACCAUACGAGCAUUAGGUGCUCCUGCAUUGCUUUUGUCUCUUUCAAUGCAAGGCAUCUUCCGUGGCUUUAAGGACACCAAAACUCCUCUAUAUGCUACUGUUGCAUCAGAUGGUCUCAAUAUCAUUCUCGACCCCAUUUUCAUAUUUGUGCUUCGUCUUGGCGUCAGCGGUGCCGCCAUUGCUCAUGUCAUUUCUCAGUACUUCAUGCUUCUUAUAUUGUUGAUCCGCCUCGCUAAAGAAGUUAAUUUGAUGCCACCAAAAUUUGGCGACCUACAGUUCGGAAAGUUCAUUAGAAAUGGGGGAUUAAUGCUGGCAAGGACCAUAGCUGUGACAUUUUGUCAGACAUUAGCAGCAUCAAUGGCGGCUCGGCUUGGAACGACACCAAUGGCUGCAUUUCAGAUCUGUUUACAAGUCUGGUUAACGUCUUCUAUGCUCGCCGAUGGUCUUGCCGUUGCUGGUCAGGCGAUUCUGGCUUGUAAUUUUGCCGAAAAGGACUACAACAAAGUGACUGCUGCUGCAUCACGUGUUAUACAGAUGAGUUUGGUGUUAGGACUUGGACUGUCCGUUUUUGUCGGACUGGGUCUAUACUUUGGUUCCGGGGUAUUCUCCAAGGAUCCUGCCGUUAUUCAUCUCAUAGCCAUUGGAAUACCGUUUGUAGCAGCGACACAGCCAAUAAACUCACUCACUUUUGUAUUGGACGGAGUCAAUUUUGGAGCAUCUGAUUUUGCUUACACUGCAUACUCCAUGGUAGGAGUUGCGGCCGUAAGCAUUGCAGCAGUUAUUUACAUGGCGAAGGUCAAUGGUUUUGUAGGAAUAUGGAUAGCUCUUACGAUCUAUAUGGGUCUCCGUGCUGUUACAGGAAUUGGCAGGAUGGCAACAGGAACCGGACCGUGGAAAUUCUUGCGUGGACGAUCCCCUUCAUCUUCCUAGGACUUUAGUUAUAAUGAGAUGCAUCUUUUUCAUUUUUUUGUUUAUAUAUCUCUUGUGUCUUAUUUUGUUCUCUUAAACAGUCUCAGAUAAAUAGUUGGUUCAAACUUUAUGUGUUUCUGCAUAUUCACGCAUAAAGGAGCCCUGCAGGCUGGGCUAGACAUUUUCUUUGUGGAAAGGUUUGGUUAGGCUAGGUGGUUCAGAAAGUUCCAACGUAUCUUUGGUGUUUACCAGAGAACAAUAAAGAAACUGUUAUUAGUCCUUGGGGUUGUUAAAUUUGUUGCCUCCUUCAUAAA
This is a messenger RNA of Brassica rapa (field mustard), 3637 nucleotides long. Its product is annotated as protein DETOXIFICATION 43. Gene Ontology annotation, biological process: transmembrane transport. Lineage: Eukaryota; Viridiplantae; Streptophyta; Magnoliopsida; Brassicales; Brassicaceae. Gene Ontology annotation, cellular component: membrane. The record is from RefSeq and is a predicted model, not a curated record. Gene Ontology annotation, molecular function: citrate transmembrane transporter activity; antiporter activity; xenobiotic transmembrane transporter activity.